AUGAGCAAUUUGGCUGGGCUGCUGGAGGAGCAGGGACGUCAUGAGGAGGCCGAGUUGCUCCACCGCGAAGAAAUGGAGAGUAGCAGGGCCAAACUUGGUGAAGAACAUCCGGAGACGCUGACUUCGAUGAACGGCUUGGCUACGGUGCUGCAGGCUCAAAGGCGCCAUGACGAAGCUCAGCCGCUGCAUCGACAGGCACUGGCGGGUCGCCGGGCGAGGCUUGGCGACUCCCACCCGGAGACGAUGAGCGACAUAUACAACUUGGCCGACUUGUUGAGGGCAGCCCUUCCGCGAAGAGCUCGAGCUGUGUCGGUCCACGGCGCCCAACACAAGGAGACCAUUGGCUCCACCAAGAGCUUGGCCGGGUUCCUGAAGGAGUUGGGCCGGGAGACGGAAGCAGCGGAGCUCCUCGCUGGCCUCUCCUGA
Symbiodinium necroappetens is the source of this 426-nucleotide messenger RNA. Lineage: Eukaryota; Dinophyceae; Suessiales; Symbiodiniaceae. The record is from the annotation of a GenBank genome assembly.